Molecule: messenger RNA, 2992 nt
Organism: Drosophila eugracilis
Lineage: Eukaryota; Metazoa; Arthropoda; Insecta; Diptera; Drosophilidae
Gene: Hmt-1
Product: ATP-binding cassette sub-family B member 6, mitochondrial
Exons: 6
Coding region: 158-2743 (861 amino acids)
Biological process (GO): transmembrane transport; heme transport
Cellular component (GO): membrane
Molecular function (GO): ATP hydrolysis activity; ATP binding; ABC-type heme transporter activity
Source: RefSeq, a predicted model, not a curated record
ACACUGAGCCCUUUGGCUAAGAUUAUUUAUGUUGAUCAUUGAGUGGGCCGGAGUUGUACAACAGUUUUUCCGUUAAUUGAGUUAUCAUCCGGCACGUUGCUGAUACAGUGUUUCCUCUAUAACGUGACUUUUAUAGCGGGAAACCGGAGAAUACACCAUGUUGUACUGCCCGCCCAACGUGACCCUCAGCGAGGUAUGGACGCAGCAUGGCAUCUCGCAUUGCUUCAUGGACACAGUGGGUCCAUCCGUAUACGGUGGAUUUCUACUGAUUUUUGGUUGCAUCCAGCUGGUGAUGUACAGAAAGUAUGCCACUCGGAUUACGGAUCCCACGCAAAUUUCCAAAUCGAGGUUGUUUGCCCUGCAACUGUUCCUUUUGCUACUGCUCCCAGUUUUAGCAGCACUACGAUUCCUGAUGAACGCACGUAUUUAUCCCGAUAGUGCGGUGUACGGGUAUAUGAUACUGUCUACAUGCAUCGUGUGCUUCUCCUACCCCUUCAGCAUCUGUUUGAUACUCAAGGAGCGGUAUUACCAGCUACCCUCGAUGCCCACCCGUGGACAUGGCCUCAUUCUGUUACUCUUCUGGACACUAGCCUUCAUCAACGAAUCGCUAGCCUUCAUAAAUCUGCGCCACGAGGACUGGUGGUUCCACCUGAAAACAAACAAGGAUCAAAUUGAAAUGGGCCUGUUUGUCACCCGGUUCUUGUGCUCCCUGCUCAUCUUUGUUUUGGGUCUAAAGGCACCUGGCAUCAUGGCUCCAUACAAUCCCCAUCAACGGCUAGACGAUUCCUCCGGUGAAUCGCAGGGAAAUGUGCAGACAGGAUCAGCUUUUAGAAAUGGCUGGCGUAAACUGCGCACCGUCUUUCCGUAUCUAUGGCCCAGAAAGAAUAUUGUUCUGCAGAUAGCCGUCAUCGUUUGCAUUAUACUUUUGCUGGCCGGUCGAGUCAUAAAGCUGUUUUUGCCGAUUUAUCGCAAGAAGUUGGUGGACAGUCUUACCAUUGCGCCAAUCCUCUUCCGAUGGGACUUUGUGCUGAUCUAUGUAGCCUUGUCAUUCCUCCAGGGAGGCGGCACUGGCAGCAUGGGAUUGUUUAAUAACCUCCGCACCUUCCUCUGGAUACGUGUUCAACAGUACACGACUCGCGAGAUUGAGAUCGAACUAUUCCGGCAUCUACACCAGCUUUCGCUGAGAUGGCACUUGCAGAGGAAAACAGGCGAGGUGCUGCGUGUCAUGGAUCGCGGAACGGAUUCCAUUAACAACCUUCUCAACUACAUUGUCUUCUCUAUUGCACCCACAAUUCUGGAUCUUCUCGUUGCAGUGGCUUACUUUAUAUACGCCUUCAAUUGGUGGUUCGGCUUGAUCGUAUUCCUCACCAUGUUUCUGUAUAUAGCCUCUACCAUUGCAAUCACCGAGUGGCGAACCAAAUACCAGAGGAGGAUGAAUCUGGCGGACAACGAGCAGCGUGCUCGUAGCGUAGAUUCCCUACUGAAUUUCGAGACUGUCAAGUACUACGGAGCGGAGCACUAUGAGGUGGACUGCUACAGGGAGGCCAUUCUCAAGUACCAAAAGGAAGAGUUUCUUUCCAUGCUGACCCUCAACAUGCUGAACACGGCCCAGAAUAUUAUUCUGUGCCUGGGAUUACUGGCCGGAUCAUUGCUCUGUGUAUACUUGGUGGUUCACCAUCAAACUCUCACUGUGGGCGACUUCGUACUCUUCUCCACGUACCUCAUGGAGCUGUACAUGCCAUUAAAUUGGUUUGGCACCUACUACAGGGCCAUCCAAAAGAACUUUGUGGAUAUGGAAAACAUGUUUGAUCUGCUCCGAGAGGAGGAAGAGAUUGUGGAUGCGCCAGGCUCUUCGCCGCUCCUUACUGCUGGCGGUGGUAUCGAGUUUUCUAAUGUCACCUUUGGCUAUUCACCGGAGAAGUUGGUGCUACGUAACGUGAGCUUCUCUGUGCCCGCAGGAAAGACGGUAGCUAUUGUGGGACCCUCUGGAGCUGGCAAGAGCACUAUCAUGCGGCUGCUUUUCCGCUUCUACGAUGUGCAGACUGGAGCUAUCCUGAUUGACGGACAGAAUAUUAAGCUUGUGCAGCAACAGAGUCUGCGAAAGGCAAUUGGCGUGGUGCCGCAGGAUACGGUCCUAUUCAACAACACAAUUUUCUACAACAUUGAAUAUGCCAAGUUGGGUGCCUCAGACGAAGCUGUUUAUGAGGCUGCUCGCGCCGCAGAUAUCCACGAAAGAAUCCUUAGUUUCCCGGACAGCUAUGAGACGAAGGUGGGCGAGCGGGGACUGCGACUCAGUGGAGGCGAGAAACAGCGAGUGGCCAUCGCCAGAACGCUUCUUAAGGCACCCAUCAUUGUCCUUCUGGACGAAGCCACUUCCGCUUUGGACACUCACACAGAGCGAAAUAUUCAAGCUGCUUUAGCUCGGGUCUGCGCUAAUCGUACCACCAUUAUUGUGGCCCACCGUCUGUCCACCGUCAUCCAUGCGGACGAGAUCCUUGUGCUGCAGCAGGGAAGUAUUGCGGAGCGGGGCAGGCACGAAGAGCUCAUACUGCGAGAAGACGGAAUCUAUGCGGACAUGUGGCAGCAACAGCUAAAGAAUCUAGAUACCGAUCAGAGUGGUGGAGGCUCCGAUAACGGAGAUUCUGGUUCAGAGAAACGUAACACAGGAGGUGCUGGACCAAGUGGUGCUGGAACGAGUGGUGCCCACUUCAGGCCAGGACAUGCUCAUGGGGGAGCACGCUAGCCUUAAGAGACGCGAACAAUUUUUUGUUAUUCCUGAUUCCAUGUGAUUUGUGGUAUAUUGUUAUACGUAUAAGCAGUUCGUCAAAGUCUAAGUUCGUUUAUAAGUAACCUUAUACGCUACUCUUAUACUAAUAAAUAACGUAGAUUUUUAUAGACAAUCCCGUGGCAGCUUAAGUGUGUUGCAAGUAAUAAUUUUGAUUGUGUCUGGUACCAAAUAAAUAUCGCAGCAUAGUGUAUUUCUAUUCUAGUA